Anguilla rostrata (American eel) is the source of this 1747-nucleotide messenger RNA. Its product is annotated as ribonuclease inhibitor-like. Gene Ontology annotation, molecular function: protein binding. The coding region runs from base 456 to 1304 and encodes 282 amino acids. Gene Ontology annotation, biological process: intracellular signal transduction. NCBI's taxonomy places the organism in Eukaryota, Metazoa, Chordata, Actinopteri, Anguilliformes, Anguillidae. The record is from RefSeq and is a predicted model, not a curated record. The transcript has 6 exons.
GCCUGUUUGUGUUUCAUUCAUGUGUAAAUGAGAACAGAAAUGUACUCAGAGCAGAAGAAUCAAAACCUCACAGUGAUAGAGUGCAACUGUCUGAGUUACACAGGAGUGCAGUGGAUCAGGCCUUAGAGAGUAAGAAUGGACACCUGGACCUUUUCCUCCGAUUCCUUCUUGGCCUCUCUCUGGACUCUGCUGAAACUUUCUUAAGACACAAAACAAAUCGUAUUUUUACAUUCUUUAAAAGUCUACUGACACAGACAGAGAGCAUUAAGAAAACAGUCCAGUACAUUAAGGAGAGGAUCAGAAAUGAGUCUUCAGCAGAGAGGACCAUCAAUCUGCUCCACUGUCUCAAUGAACUGAAUGACAACUCUCUAGUGAAGGAAAUCCAGAAUUCCCUGAGAUCAGGAAAACUUUCUGAUAAAGAGCUGGAACCACACCAGUGUUCAGCUCUAGUCUUUAUGUUACUGACGUCAGAGGAGGUCCUGGAUGAGUUUGACUUGAAGACCUACAAAACAUCAUCAGCAGGUCAUCAGAGACUGCUACCAGUAAUCAGCAGCUGCAAGAAGGCCAAACUGAACAGCUGUGACCUCACAGAGAAGUCCUGUGAUAUUGUGGCCUCAGCUCUCCAGUCAUCAAACUCAACCCUGACAGAUCUGGACCUCAGCUACAAUAACCUGGGAGAUUCAGGAGUGGAGCUGCUCUGUGCUGGACUGAGGAGUCCAAUCUGUAAACUACAGAGACUGGGACUGAACAACUGUGAACUCACACAGAAGUGCUGUAAUAUUGUGGCCUCAGCUCUCCAGUCAUCAGACUCACCCCUGAGAGAUCUGGACCUCAGCUACAAUAACCUGGGAGAUUCAGGAGUGAAGCUGCUCUGUGCUGGACUGAAGAGUCCAAACUGUAAACUGCAGAGACUGGGACUGAACAGCUGUAAACUCACACAGAAGUGCUGUAAUAUUGUGGCCUCAGCUCUCCAGUCAUCAAACUCGCCCCUGAGAGAUCUGGACCUCAGCUACAAUAACCUGGGAGAUUCAGGAGUGAAGCUGCUCUGUGCUGGACUGAGGAGUCCAAACUGUAAACUACAGAGACUGGGACUGAACAACUGUAAACUCACACAGAAGUGCUGUGAUAUUGUGGCCUCAGCUCUCCAGUCAUCAAACUCACCCCUGAGAGAUCUGGAUCUCAGCUGCAAUAACCUGGGAGAUUCAGGAGUGGACAUGGAGAAUAUAGGCUGGGUUGGUGUAAUCUCACAGAGGGCUGCUGUGAUGUUCUGGCCUCAGUCCUGCGUUCUCCUCACUCAAAGCUGAGAGAUCUGGAGCUCAGAGACAACGAGCUGCAGGAUUCAGGAGUGAGAGCGCUGUCUGCUGGACUGGAGGACCCACACUGUAAACUGCAGAGACUGGGGUGAGUACAAACACAAACCCCUUCAAUCCAAAGGGCUACAAUGUGACUAAAUACAACACUGAUGUCAAUGUUCCUAAUGUGAAAACAGACACUUCACGGAACUGAAACAGCAUGUUCCUGUUCUUCCUCUUGGUAGAAUUUGACUACACAAAUGAAUGAAGAAAAUGAAUUAGUCCUGUUUACUGAACUGUAGUGGGGUGUAAACUCAAAUGUGUUUGAUAAUGACUCAUUCCACAUUCAUGUUAUUUUAGUUUAACACGCACAGCCCUGUUAGUUUAUAUUAUAUUACAUUUAUUUGCCAGACGCUUUUAUCCAAAGUGACGUACAAUAAGUGCAUACAAAAGGU